Molecule: messenger RNA, 2103 nt
Organism: Drosophila elegans
Lineage: Eukaryota; Metazoa; Arthropoda; Insecta; Diptera; Drosophilidae
Product: sin3 histone deacetylase corepressor complex component SDS3
Exons: 4
Coding region: 133-1128 (331 amino acids)
Biological process (GO): negative regulation of transcription by RNA polymerase II
Cellular component (GO): Sin3-type complex
Molecular function (GO): histone deacetylase binding
Source: RefSeq, a predicted model, not a curated record
GGGCACACUAAAUCUUGCGAGUUGUGUGCGUGUGUAUUCAUUUGGCAUCGGAGCGAAGAAAAUAAACAAUUGCCAACGAACAACUGGGUAUCCAAGUGAUCUGAUCCCGAUUCCGAGACCAAGACUGCGACCAUGUCCGCCUACUACAGCCUGUACACGGGCGACAACUACGACGACGAGUCGAUUGGAGACGAGCGCAGCGAGGAAGACACGGACGACGCCAGCGAGACCGAGUUCCGCAGUCCCAGCCGCUAUGGCGGCACCAACGGCACCUCCAACAGCAACAGCAAUAGCCUGGGCACCAACAGCGAACUGAAGGAGCAGAUGUACCAGCACAAGCUGCUCAACCUGCAGAAACAGAUGGAGGAACUGGGCCAACUGGUGCACCCGGAGUACAUAAAGCGCGUGAAGAAGCUGGAGAACCAGCUGAAGGAGCGACGCCGCCUGAACGAGAUCUACAAGGAGUACAUGCGCGAGUGCGUCGAGCGGGAUUAUGUGCUGGAGAAGAAGGCCGCCCAGAAGGAGUACGACGAGAAGAUGAUGGACCUCAAGGACAACCUGAUCUCGGACUUCGAGGACCGCAAGCGUCAGAUCGAGAACGAGCGCUUCAGCCUGGAGCUGACCAACGAUUCCAUGGAGAUCAAGACGACGGUCACGCGUAAGCUGCGCCGCCGUCCCAACGAACCGCUGCCGGUGAUCGAGAAGCGACGCAAGCCGGCCACCGGCCAGCUUCUCGUCUACCAGUUGGACGACAAGGAGAUCGAGUCGGACCUCAAGGUCAUCCAGCGCGGCAAGCCGCUGGGGCCCAAUGUGCUGCAGCAGAACGGCAUUGGCUCCUACGGUGGCGCCCAACAGCAGCAGCCGUCUAUGCACGGCCUGCUGGCCGAGCCGCCCGUCAAUAGCGGCUACGUGGAGACCCGCAUCGAGGACAACAAGCUGCUGUACGAGCGACGUUGGUUCUGCCGCGGCCAGCAGGUCUAUGUGGAGGGCAAGGAGAUGAGCAAGUUUGCGGCCACCAUCACCGCCAUUGGCAACGAAGUGGUCUGGGUGAAGCGCACGAACGAGACCAAGGUCAAGAUCAACAUGUCGCAUUUGGCCAAGGGGAAGAUCUCGAUAAAGCGGCGAUAGCUUCGCCGUCGGGCCGGGCGCUUCCGCAUCACGUCUGUCCCGCUACCUCCUCGGUCGAGAGACCUAUUUUCAUAAACUUAUUGGUACCGACGAAACCCUAGACUAGGUGUACAUUUUACUUAACGAAUACUACAAACUGUAAAUAAUGAAACUACACUUAUUUUGUAAAAAAAAAGUAAUUUUUAUUGAAUCCCUCGAAUAAGUUUGGGAUAUUGCGGCAGUAGCUCCAUCGGCAAAAGCAUGCUUCAUUUCCAAUGACUUCAUUUGCUCUGAAAAGAAAUAAUGAGAGGUAAAAAAACCCAGAUUUAAUCUGGUUAUUUAGUUAAUUAACGAAGAACAGUUGUCUCAUGCAAACUUAAACACUAAAACAGAAUAGUAAAGUCGCUUAUCGAUUUAAAUUUUGUCAUCAACCAGCAAAUGGAUUAUUGUUUCUUGUAAAAACAAUAUGUUGUAACAUUUUUAUUUGACGCGCUGCAAGAGGAAAUUCUUACCUGUAUUGGUACGAGGUAAACAAAUUCAAAAAUGUUUUUACUCGACUGAAGCAUGCCAUAUUUCUGAAAAUGUUACCUUCUUUUCUUCAUGUCCCAAAUACAAAUAAGUUAAUUUGCUGCUCCUAAUAUAUCGUAAAUACAUUAAACCGCUAGUUUAUCGAAAAAACAGCCAGAAAAGGUAGACUUAUGAGUCCAGCUUUUAUAUUAAAAGGUAUUCUUAAAUCGUCGUUUAAAAAGUAAAGCAAGAAAUGCUUUAGUUACACGAAAAAUGUAGCAAUUAAUAGUUCGUUAAUACCCGUAUGCCCUCAAGUUAAUUUGUAAAAUCAUAACAAAAAGGCCCAAAAGAUUUUGUUGGGAGCAAUUACGGUUUUGCGAUGACUUUGCGUGCACUAAUUCUAAUUAUUAGAAAUGUAACUCUUUGGAUUUAACUAAUAUAUUUAAUUAAACGAAGAAUUCUUUUAAAAUAAAAUAAAAUAUGUUUUUA